Eremothecium cymbalariae DBVPG#7215 is the source of this 2934-nucleotide messenger RNA. RefSeq names its product Ifh1p (gene IFH1). Gene Ontology annotation, biological process: regulation of ribosomal protein gene transcription by RNA polymerase II. Bases 1 to 2934 code for a protein of 977 amino acids. Lineage: Eukaryota; Fungi; Ascomycota; Saccharomycetes; Saccharomycetales; Saccharomycetaceae. Gene Ontology annotation, molecular function: transcription coregulator activity. The transcript has a single exon. The record is from RefSeq and is a predicted model, not a curated record.
AUGGUGGCAGGUAAAAUUCCUAGGAAAACCAGUCCUGUUCCUCCGGUUGCUGUUAAGAGUCGUCCGAAUGGUUUAGCGAAGUUGCCGGAUAGAUUGAUGCAAGUACAAUUAAAUCCGAGACCACGAAGGUUUAGUUUAAUAUAUUCGAGUAGUGAAUCAUCUUUAUCGAACGUUUCUGAUGUAGAAUCCCAGAGGAAGCAAAGAAAGUACAAGAAUAUAACGCGGAAUAAUGCGAAAGGUAAAAGAAACCUAGAUAAUAGUUCGGGCAAGAAUGGGAGACUUAUACAGAAUUCUGCAAUAGCUUCCGAAGAUGAUGGUAUUGAUAGCACAGAUUCUUCCAAUUUUGCAGUCAUUCAGGCCAGUGGAGAUGAAGAAGAAGAAGAAGACGACGAUGACGACGACGAUCAAGAUGAUUCAAGCUCUAUGAGCAGCUCAGAUGACGACGUGGACUUUGUAAGACUAACUGCUGAGAGGAAAAAGAAGGCACUACAGGUACUUAAUAAUAUGAAGAUGAAGAGAGCAUCCGCUAAAUCGUUAAAGACAGUCUCCACAAAGAACGUGGUAGAACCAAAUAUGAGUGCGGUUUUUAAAAGGGAAAAGUCUCCAUUGGACGAUAAUUUUACUUAUAAUACAUCUGGCGAUGAAACCAAUGCGUUAGCGUUUAGUUUUAAGGAGGGAGACGGCAUCCAGUUUGGGGCUGAUGAUAUGCAUAAUUCAAGUGACGAUACUACCAGUGAAGACCUCGGCGAAGAAAUAAAGGAUGAUAAAAGCUUUCCUGAGGGAAAGCAGCCCAUGUUAUCUAAAUUUAAUCCUGUGGAUGAGGUGACGGUACCUUUGAUUUCUGAAAGCGAAGAGUCUGAAUAUGAUUUUGACCAGGAUGCUUAUUUUAGAACAUUGGAAGACGAUAACGAAAAUGCAACUGGGAUAGACACAGCUCUUGAAACAGCUGAUGAUGAUAUGACUAUACUAGAUGCUGAAGAAGAAAAUAUGAUGCAAGAACUGGCGAAUGAUGAUAAUCUAUCGUUUGAUGGGAGUAUACACGAGGAAGGUGAAGAUCCCGUUGAUAAAGAACCUGAAGAUCAAAACCACCCCGUAGACAACCAUGUUUUUAUACGUGAAGAUGAGGAUGAAGGAGAAUAUGAAGAUGAACUCAUGAGCGAUUUUGAUAUGCCAUUCUAUGAAGAUCCCAAGUUUGCAAAUCUUUACUAUUGCGAUAGUGCUGAUCAGUCUUUGCCAUUGAGCACAUCACUACCUUUAAUUAUAAAUGACGAAAAACGGAAAAAGCGGGAGUUGAAACAUUCAAGACAUUUACAGCACCGAGAAAGGCUGAAACGAUCGAAAUCGUUGAAAAGGGAACAUUCAGCUACUCCAGAUAUUGGAUCCGAAGAGUAUGUGUUUGGUUUAUUUUUUAAUUCCGAUGGCGAAAAUAAGCCGAUCAGCAACACAGGUAUUGAUUCUGCUUUACGCCGUCUAAGUACAACAGCUAUUGAUUACGAUGAAAAUUCAUCUGAUGAUGAAGAGUAUGAAAAUAUCCUUCUUGAUAUAGCACAUAUGCCAACAGAUGAUGAUAGUAUUGAUGUUCAGGAUGAAGAGAUCGACUGGGUAGAUGCUAGUGAUAUGGAUGGAAAUAAGGAUGACGACGAUGACGACGUUGGUAUGUCUAAAAUAUUCAUUGACAUUGACGAUCUAGAUCCGGACGCAUUUUAUUUCCACUACGGUUCGUCUUCUGAACGAGAGAAUAGCGAUGAUGAUGAAAGGAAUAAAGACUCCAAAAAAAACACCUUUAACUUGACGGAUGAUUAUAUUGAAGCAGUUGUUUACGUUGACAAUGAGUCAACAGAUGAAGAUGAGACGUUGCCUCCACCUAAUUCAAGAACAAGGAAAAUUGGCUCAAAAGCAAAGGAAGUUGUUAGUGCCAAUACGGUUGGUUUAAAGCCGCCUAAAUUGGGAACUUGGAAAACAGAUACCAAACCUUUCAGUAUUAUUGACGGACUAUCAACAAAGUCUUUAAUUCCACUCAUUCAAGAACAUCAACAGUUGCUAGAUGCACAAAAUCAGCAAGUUGCCCUUGGAAUCGAAGGUGGAAAUUUAGCGUCAGCAAGCGAAUUUGAUUCUGGAGCUGAAAAAGAAGAAUUAACACUGAAUGAGCUGCUGAAUAUGAGCGAGUUAGAUGACGAAGAAGGACAGGUUCCAAUUUCUGGUUGGUAUGAAAAUAACCCAAAGGUCCCACUAUCGGCAUUUCGGAAUAAAGGUGUCAAUGUUUAUCAAGAUGAAGAGUAUAUGCUACCAACUUUCUCAGCUAGAAAGUUCCCAAUUGGCUACAUUGGUAGUGAAAGGACUAGAAGGAAGAUUGACAAGAUGAAAGAAUUACAGAAGAAGAAUGACGAAAGAAAACGCAAACUGCGCAAAAGAAAGAAAUUGCUAAAGUUGAAACGGAAGAGAGCGCUAAUGGAGAAAGAGAAAGCAUUGAAAGUCGUUGAUUUGGAUUCUUCGAAUAUGAAUUCUGAUGCAGCUGUCCAGACCGGCGAAACAAUAUCUGGAGGAGAACUAAAACAUGAAACUCAGGUAGCCACAGUCUUACCAAACGAAGUCAAGAAUGGGCCCACAAAACCCAUGAACUUAGAAGGAAUUAAUAACUUGUUGAACAGUGAUCCUGGUGAAUUAGUUGCUGAUCAUGAUAGUGAAUUAAACGUAGUAGGUGCUGACGACGUUGAUAUUUUAGCAUCUCUCACAGCUCCGAUCUCAUGUAAUGACACCAAUGCCACAGUGAGCUCUGGUGUAGCUUUACGAAGAAGACAAUCAAUGGCAGAAACCGCAGCAGCUGAAAACUUGAGAUUUACUAAAAAUGGAUUAUUUAGUGAAAAUGCGUUGGCCGACCUGGAAGAAAUCAUGGGUACUACUAAUGGUGGGGGGAAUAUUAUAGAAUUAAACUAA